AACCAAACUUGUCAUUUGUCAUAACAAUGAGAAAUCAUCACACACAUUCUUCUUCAUCUUUUUCCUUCAUCCUCUUUCUCUUCCUGUUCUUCAUCUCCUUCUCAUUCUCAACAUCAAAACUCGAACCCGCAAAACCUAAAAGAAAACAUUCAGUUUCAGCUAUUCUCGUGUUCGGAGAUUCAACCGUGGAUCCGGGAAAUAACAACUACAUCGACACAAUAUUCAAGUGUAAUUUUCCGCCCUAUGGACUCGAUUUCAAAAACAAAAUUCCCACCGGUAGAUUUUGCAACGGCCGACUCGUCACAGAUUUCAUUGCUUCAUACAUUGGUGUGAAGGAGAAUGUGCCACCAUAUUUGGACCCAAAUCUUGGAGUAAAUGAGCUAAUAAGUGGAGUUAGCUUUGCUUCAGCUGGUUCUGGAUAUGAUCCUCUCACUCCAACCAUUACUGGUUUAUGGAAAGAAGGAGCAAGAAAGAUAACAGUGGCUGGUAUACCACCGAUUGGGUGUUUGCCGAUUGUUAUAACAUUAUUCUCCGGCGAAGCAUUGACCAACCGUCGUUGCAUUGACCGUUUCGCCACCGUGGCCACAAACUACAAUUUCCUCUUACAAAAACAAUUGGGCCUCAUGCAAAUGAAUUUGGCCCAUCUUGGAUCAAAGAUCUUUUACCUCGACGUCUAUAACCCAGUCUAUGAGGGUUUGAGGAAGUGUUCAGUGGAUGUUGUGGAAGUGGAUACCUAGAGGCAUCGUUUUUGUGUAAUCCAAAGUCAUAUGUGUGUUCCAAUACAUCUGCUUAUGUCUU
Molecule: messenger RNA, 798 nt
Organism: Arabidopsis arenosa
Lineage: Eukaryota; Viridiplantae; Streptophyta; Magnoliopsida; Brassicales; Brassicaceae
Source: the annotation of a GenBank genome assembly